Molecule: messenger RNA, 1029 nt
Organism: Diospyros lotus (date-plum)
Lineage: Eukaryota; Viridiplantae; Streptophyta; Magnoliopsida; Ericales; Ebenaceae
Product: high mobility group B protein 1
Exons: 8
Coding region: 192-683 (163 amino acids)
Source: RefSeq, a predicted model, not a curated record
UAGCCGGUCACUCCCUUUUCGUCCGCUACGCUGUCUCCCCACCAACCUUAACCGGUUCUUCCGGUCACUCCAUCCACUCCACUUCUCUCGCUCGCUCUCGCUAGGUUUCUCCGAUCCUCUACUUUCUUUGCCUUCCUUCCUCUCUGUUCCUCUCGCAGAGAUCGCCGAUCGUCGAGGCACUAAUUCCGACAAUGAAAGCUGCCAAGGGUAAGGCGGCUGCAAACAAGGCCUCAAAGGAGGCGCUGAAGGUCGCUGAUGACAGGAAGAUUGGUAAGAGGAAGGCUGCCGCUAAGGCAAGCAAGAGUAGCAAAAGACAAGCAAAGGGCAAGAAAGAUCCAAACAAGCCUAAAAGGCCUCCCAGUGCCUUCUUUGUUUUCCUUGAGGAGUUUAGAAAGACCUUCAAGAAGGAACACCCUAAUGUGAAAGCAGUCUCGGCUGUUGGUAAAGCUGGUGGGGAGAGGUGGAAAUCCAUGUCUCCAGCAGAAAAAGAACCAUAUGAAGCCAAAGCUGCCAAAAGGAAGUCCGAGUAUGAGAAGCAAAUGAACGCUUAUAACAAGAAGCAGGAAAGCACGGCUGAUGAAGUUGAUGAGGAAUCUGAUAGGUCUAAGUCUGAAGUUAAUGAUGAAGAUGAAGAAAGUGAGCAGGAAGAAGAGGAAGAAGAGGAGGAUGAAGAUGAUGACUAAAACUGGAUGUUUCUCUACUUCGAGACGUCUCUCGGAUGUUUUGGCUGAUCCAGGGAACAUGUAAUUGAUGUUUGAUGUUGUUACUAUUAGGUUAUAUGUGAUGGUUUCAUGGGAUGAUGGUUGAACAAUGGAUAUGUGCUUUUUGUGAUACUGUAUUAUCAGGAUGGGUUACUUUUUUUCAUGUAUGGUCAGCAUGAGCGUGUUUAUUAACUCCUGAAGUUCUCCUAGAGCACUUCUCAGUCUUAUGGAGUGUCCUAAGAUUAUUAGUUCCGACAUUUUCUCAAGUAAAUGAAUGUGUAAAUAUAAUUAAGAUGAUAGAUAACUAUCGGUUUUGCUUUUAUCUGGA